AGCGAAGCACCGCGUCUGCGUGAAUAAAAACCACGGUCGAACGAAAACAACGUUUUUUCGGAGCGUUUUCGUCCGCGAUAGAAAAAAAAAAAAGUUGCAAGCUUUAUAGCUUCUUCUCCUUGAUCUCAGAAAACCCUGGACAAAUUUCGUCGAAGUUUUGAGCUCUCGACCUCAGAUCUGAAUGUUCCCGUGUGAAGGGAGAAUCUAGGGUUUUGUGUUUUUGGCAGAAAAAUUUGCGGAUAUGGGGACCGAUGAUGCGGCGAUUUCCGAACUUCGUGAGAAGCAUCAAAUUGAUCUGGACAAUUUGACACUGACCACACAACCUCUUAAAACAUUUAAGUUUUUCAUAUUUGCUAGUGCAUUGUAUAUGAAACGUUCACUCCUAUAUAUUUUGACAAAAGGUGUUUGGUUUACGAUCUUAUCUAUCCUGUUUGUGUGUUUUGGACUUCUUCUCGUAGCUACUGAUGGCCCUCAUGAAAAGCAUGUGCAGGAGUUUCUUUCUUACUCCAAGUUUGCAUUGUGGUGGGUUGUGCUUGGUGUGGCAUCGUCAAUUGGACUCGGAUCUGGUUUGCACACAUUUGUUUUGUAUCUCGGUCCCCAUAUUGCAUUCUUUACAAUCAAAGCUGUCCAAUGUGGCCGUAUCGAUUUGAAAACCGCUCCAUAUGAUACUAUACAGCUGAAAAGAGGACCUUCAUGGCUUGACAAAGAUUGCGCAGAAUUUGGACCUCCAUUAUUUACAUCAACCCCUGAAUCGCUUGUAAAGGUUCCACUAAGCAAGCUGCUUCCUCAGGUUCAGCUGGAGGCCAUUCUUUGGGGCAUUGGAACUGCACUUGGCGAGCUUCCACCUUAUUUUAUAUCAAGGGCAGCACGUAUAUCAGGAAGUAAAUUUGAAGCCAUGGAAGAAUUGGAUGCUACUUCUUCAAAAGAGGAUGGUUUUAUGGCUGCAUCUGUAAAGCAAAUAAAACGCUGGCUUCUUACUCAUUCGCAGCAUCUGAAUUUUUUCACAAUCUUCCUACUUGCUUCGGUACCAAAUCCGUUAUUUGACCUUGCUGGUAUCAUGUGUGGGCAAUUCGGAAUCCCAUUUUGGAAGUUCUUUCUAGCAACAUUAAUUGGAAAGGCAAUAGUCAAGACUCACAUACAGACUAUUUUCAUUAUAUCAGUCUGCAAUAAUCAACUUUUUCAAUGGGUGGAGAAUGAGUUUUUGUGGGCGCUUGAACAUAUUCCUGGGUUCUCUGCUAUACUACCAAGCAUUAUUGCCAAAUUGCAUAUGCUCAAGCAGAAGUUUUUGUCAGCUCCGGUUCCGGGUACUGCACAAUUGGAUGCAAAGGCAAAACGGUGGAACCUGUCCUUCACUUUGAUAUGGAAUACUGUGAUAUGGCUGAUGAUCCUCAACUUCUUUGUGAAGAUAGUUACAGCUACAGCGCAAAGAUAUUUGAAAAAGCAGCAAGAGCUGGAGGUAAAGCAGCUAGAGAAGAUACAAUCAAAAUCAAACUAGGAUGUAUUGAAGCCCAAUAUCUUCAAAUCUCCCCAGAUUCUUUUGUGUAUAGAUGACUAGGAUUAAAGUUAUUGAAUCAGAGGAAGCAGGGUUAUUUUUCUCCUGCCAUGUGGGGAGUGCAUACUUUCAUUGGAGCCAUUGUAUUUUCAUUUAAUAUUUACAACUACUGAUCACUGUCCUUAGGAUUAUGGCAACAGAGGUUGUAUGAUAGUGCUUAAUUAGAGAACUUCAAAUUUAAGUA
Molecule: messenger RNA, 1736 nt
Organism: Asparagus officinalis (garden asparagus)
Lineage: Eukaryota; Viridiplantae; Streptophyta; Magnoliopsida; Asparagales; Asparagaceae
Product: vacuole membrane protein KMS1
Exons: 8
Coding region: 242-1495 (417 amino acids)
Source: RefSeq, a predicted model, not a curated record